Messenger RNA from Dibothriocephalus latus, 201 nucleotides. NCBI's taxonomy places the organism in Eukaryota, Metazoa, Platyhelminthes, Cestoda, Diphyllobothriidea, Diphyllobothriidae. The record is from the annotation of a GenBank genome assembly.
AUUAGCGACUCUGUCUUGGUGGCCCUUCAACAGAUCGGUCGCGCAAAGAAGUUGGCCACCUUCGAAAUUCCUCAGCGGCUUUACCUAGACUCUGAACAGUGGACUCCUCAGACCGGCCUCGUCACAGAGGCCAUGAAGGUCAGACGUUUCGCCGUUAAGAACGCUUUCGUCAAUGAAAUCAAAGCCAUGUAUUCUACCUAG